Messenger RNA from Schizosaccharomyces osmophilus, 3963 nucleotides. RefSeq names its product phosphoribosylformylglycinamidine synthase Ade3 (gene ade3). The record is from RefSeq and is a predicted model, not a curated record. The transcript has a single exon. Gene Ontology annotation, biological process: 'de novo' IMP biosynthetic process. The coding region runs from base 1 to 3963 and encodes 1320 amino acids. Lineage: Eukaryota; Fungi; Ascomycota; Schizosaccharomycetes; Schizosaccharomycetales; Schizosaccharomycetaceae. Gene Ontology annotation, molecular function: phosphoribosylformylglycinamidine synthase activity.
AUGUUAAUUCUUUAUGGAGGUUCUGCUUUGACGCCUCACAACCAGAAGAAGCUUUUAGAAGCUACGGUUUCGGCGUUUGAACGUAUUGAAGCCGUAUAUUUCUACUUAAUUCAAACAAAAGAGGGAUUUCCUGUAUCCUCUAAUGAUUUGAGACCUAUUUUAUCAGACUUAAAAUCGGAUGAAUUUAGACCAUCAGGCCCUAAAGUGGCCUACGUUUUCCCUCGUACUGGUACCAUCUCUCCAUGGUCUUCGAAAGCUACCAACAUUGCAAAUGUAUGCAACCUAAAAGGAGUGAAUCGCAUUGAACGUGGUAUAGCAUAUUCGGUGACAUUGAAGCAAGGUGCUUCUGAAAAUAUAUACGAUGGUGCUUUCACUAAUCUAUUCGAUCGUAUGACCGAAACUCUCCGUUAUGAGCCUCCAAAGGAAGGAGAAGUGUUUAAUACUCAAGAACCUGCACCUCUCGUUACAAUUGAACUUGGCUGCAACCAAGAAGCUGAUAAGGAGAAUGCUAAACGCCGUCUCGCCGAAGCUAACGUUAAAUUUGGUUUAGCUCUUGCUUCAGACGAAAUCGAUUACCUGGUCGAGUGCUAUGCCAAGGAGCCUUCUUUGAAGCAUCGCGAACCUACUGAUGUUGAGCUUUUCAUGUUUGGUCAGGUCAACUCUGAGCAUUGCAGACAUAAAAUUUUUAACGCUGAUUGGACGAUCGAUGGAAAGAAAAUGGAAAACUCCUUGUUUAAAAUGAUUCGUAAUACCCAUAAAUUAAACCCCCAUCAUACUAUUUCUGCAUACUCCGAUAAUGCCGCUGUGUUUCAAGGAAAUCCCGGGUCUAAUUUCUUUCCUGUCAAUGGUGAAUGGACAUUGAAAGAUGAAACUAUUGAUUUUCUUGGAAAGGUAGAAACCCAUAAUCAUCCUACCGCAGUUUCGCCAUAUCCAGGUGCUGCCACUGGCUCUGGUGGUGAGAUUCGCGAUGAAGGAGCUGUUGGUCAAGGAUCAAAAUCAAAGGCUGGUUUAGCUGGCUACAACGUUUCUGAUUUGCAUAUCCCCGAUUUUAAGCAGCCUUGGGAAUUGGAGGUUGGUAAACCCUUUCAUAUUGCUUCCCCUCUCGAUAUUAUGUUAUCUGCCCCAAUUGGAAGUUCUUCCUUUAAUAAUGAGUUUGGUCGUCCUUGCAUUAACGGCUAUUUUCGUACAUUAACCAUGGAGGUGGCUAGAGCCGAUGGGAAAACUGAAUAUCGUGGAUACCAUAAGCCAAUUAUGGCAGCAGGCGGUGUCGGUUGCAUUCGCAGGCAGCACGCUUUCAAAAAACCCAUUUCUGCUGGAAGCCCUAUAAUUGUGCUUGGUGGACCUGCUCUCCUUGUAGGUUUAGGUGGUGGUGCUGCUUCUAGUAUGAACUCCGGUGAAGGUUCUGAAGAUUUGGAUUUUGCAUCUGUACAACGAGGAAAUCCAGAAAUGCAACGUCGUGCACAAAUGGUAAUUGACACGUGUACUGCGAUGAAAGACAAUAUUAUUCAAUCCAUUCAUGAUGUUGGUGCCGGUGGCGUUUCCAAUGCGCUCCCAGAAUUAGUCCACGAUGCCGGUCUGGGUGCCAAGUUUGAACUCCGUGAUAUCCCUUGCAUUGAACCUAGCAUGUCGCCCAUGCAAAUCUGGUGUUGUGAAUCACAAGAACGUUAUGUUUUGUCAGUGAAGCCUGAGGAUCUCAAUUUUUUUAAGGGCAUCUGUGAACGUGAAAGAUGUCCUUAUGGUGUUGUUGGCUAUGCUACUGAGGAACAACGAUUGAUUUUGACGGAUCGUCUCUAUAAGUCUACUCCAAUUGAUUUGCCUAUGGAAGUUCUAUUUGGCAAGCCUCCAAAGAUAUCGCGCGUUGAUAAUACUGAUCCAGUUGUUUUAAAGAAGUUUGAUUCUUCCCUAAACGCUUAUGUAACAACCAGCCACCGAAUUACUGAUGCUGUUCAGCGUGUUUUGCACAUGCCCGCAGUAGCGUCAAAAUCAUUCUUGAUUACAAUUGGUGAUCGUAGCAUUACCGGUCUUGUUGCUCGUGAGCAAAUGGUUGGACCUUGGCAAACUCCUGUAGCAGAUGUUGCUGUCACAGUUACAUCUUACGGUAAGGGUACCACUACAGGUGAAGCUUUUGCCAUUGGUGAGAAGCCGAUUACUGCUCUUAUCUCAUCAGCUGCUUCAGCUCGUAUGGCUGUCGCUGAAUGUAUUAUGAAUAUGGCUGCCGCCUCACUCCCGGAUUUGAACCAUAUUCGUUUGAGUGCUAAUUGGAUGUCUUCUCCCACUCAUUCUGGUGAGGGCGCAAAGUUAUAUGAAGCUGUUCAAGCUAUCGGCUUAGAUCUCUGCCCUCAGUUGGGAAUUAGUAUCCCAGUUGGUAAAGACUCUAUGUCAAUGAGUAUGAAAUGGAUGGAAGACGCCCGUGAGCAAUCUGUCACUGCUCCUCUGUCACUUGUCAUCACAGGCUUUUCUUCGGUGAAUAAUGUUGAGUCUAUUUGGACGCCCCAACUAAAACGUGCUAAUGAAAUUGGACCAUCUUCGUUGCUGUAUAUUGAUUUGGCUAACGGUAAACAACGUCUCGGCGGUUCAAUUAUUGCUCAGUGCUACAAACAAUUAGGAGACGAGGCUCCUGACGUUGAAGACGUAGAAUUGCUAAAGUCUUAUUUCUCUGCAAUCACUGAGCUACAUAACACCGAUUACGUACAAGCCUAUCAUGAUAACUCUGAUGGUGGUUUAUUUGUUACGGUUUCUGAAAUGGCUUUCGCCGGACGUGUUGGUGUGGUAUCAGAUCUUGCCAACUUUUCCAAUGAUAAUAUUGCUACUCUAUUCAAUGAAGAACUGGGUGCAGUAGUACAAGUUCGGGACAGUGAUCUCGAUAGUAUCUAUGAAAUAUUCAAAUCCCAUGGACUUGGAAACGCUGUUAAAAAGCUUGGUAAAGUCAUAUCUGAUGAGGCUCAAGAGAUUGUUUUUGUUCGUUCUAAUGAAAUACUUUACAAGUCCACUCGUGCUGCUCUUCAAUCCCUUUGGCAUGAAACUUCUUACAAAAUGCAAAGCAUUCGAGACAAUCCUAAAUGUGCCCAACAAGAGAAUGAAAAUAUCUUGGACAAUUCUGACCCCGGCAUUGAUUUCCAUUUGACUUUUGAACAUUCCCCUAAAUCAGAUCUAUCUUUGACAAGCCGUCCCAAGGUUGCUGUUUUGCGUGAGCAAGGUGUUAAUGGACACUUGGAAAUGGCUUAUGCCUUCCAUGCCGCCGGUUUUACGCCUGUGGAUGUUCACAUGACUGACAUCAUCAGUGGUAAACUAACGUUAGACAUGUUCGUUGGUAUAGCCGCAUGCGGUGGCUUUUCGUAUGGUGAUGUUUUAGGAUCUGCUAACGGUUGGGCUACUUCAAUUCUUUUACAUGAUACGGCUCGUCAGGAGUUUUAUAAGUUUUUCAAUCAGCGAAAAGAUACUUUUGCUAUUGGUCUUUGCAACGGUUGCCAGUUAUUUACUCGUCUCAAGACAUUAAUUCCUGGUGCUCAAUGCUGGCCACUUUUCCUUUCAAACGAAUCUUCGCAGUAUGAAGGACGUACGGUAAUGCUUCAAGUGGACUCCAAGAACUCAGCGAAUUCAAUUUUUGCCAACGAAAUGGGAGGUUCUCGUAUUCCAAUUGCGGUUGCCCAUGGUGAAGGUCGUGCUGUUUUUGAAUCCGACUCCGAUUACAGAAAAUUCAAACAGGAAGGGUUGGACGUUCUCUAUUAUGUUGACAAUUAUGGUAAAAGAACGAGCCAGUAUCCUCUCAAUCCUAAUGGAAGUACGGACGCCAUUGCUGGUAUCCGCUCACCAUGUGGUCGUUUCUUAGCUAUGAUGCCACAUCCUGAACGUGUUGUUUUGAAGGUGGCUAAUAGUUACUAUCCCAAAUCAGAAUCUGAUAAAUGGGGUACUCAUGGACCAUGGCUUCGAUUGUUCCAAUCCGCUCGUAGAUGGGUGGGCUAA